Fundulus heteroclitus (mummichog) is the source of this 5821-nucleotide messenger RNA. RefSeq names its product collagen alpha-1(I) chain. The coding region runs from base 149 to 5530 and encodes 1793 amino acids. NCBI's taxonomy places the organism in Eukaryota, Metazoa, Chordata, Actinopteri, Cyprinodontiformes, Fundulidae. The record is from RefSeq and is a predicted model, not a curated record. The transcript is spliced from 67 exons. Gene Ontology annotation, molecular function: extracellular matrix structural constituent.
GCAGGAGGAGGAGGACCAGUUGUUGCUCUGCGCGUUUUAGUUCAGCUGGAAAUGAUGCUUCUUGCUUUGCUUGUCUCUGCGUAGCUGGAACCGGUUUCCAGGAGGAUCUUUCCCAGUUUGCAGGAGCGGGGAGGACUGAAGGCUGGAGAUGUCCCUCUGGGUGCUCACAUGGACAGCUUGUCUCCUCGGCGUGUUGACCAGGAGCGCUGCUUCACCUGGCGAGGAUUUCGGAGGCGAGUCUGGAUCCGGGAUGCUUCCACCAGAAGAGGUGGAUAUUCUGCAGGAGCUUUCUCUUCAGGUGUCCGAGCGCAGUAACUCCUCCAUGACUGUCGAAGGUGGAAGGUGUCCGGUGAUCAGAGUUGGACAGUACUCCACCUUAACUCUGCCCCUGGAGCAGAUCUUCAGUGACAGAUUUGCAGACAUGUUCAGUCUACUGGUGCAGCUUCGCAGUCUUCAGAGGGAAGAGCACAGCGUCUUCACCAUGCUCAGCCCCGACAGCCACAUCAUGCUGCAGAUCCGGAUCAGCGCCCACGCCAUUAUUUUCAUCGGCACGCAGCAGCGCCAUUACGAGUUCCCAGUUAGCGGCCUGUGUGAUGGGGAGUGGCAUCAUGUGGCUUUCAGUGUCUCCACCACUCACCUGGGCCUGUAUGUGGACUGCUCGCUGCUGGAGAGCGUAGAGUGGGUGAAUCAUGGCCUGGAGAUUGGCACUGAUGGGCUCCUCAUGGUCGGAGGCAUCCUUGAGGGCUUCGAAACUCCAUUUGAGGGGGAACUUCGACAGCUGGCCUUCCUGUUAGACGACCCUGAUGCCGCCCAGAACCACUGCGGUCACCAUCCGCCCCGCUGCCGCAGCUCGGCUCCUAAGCCCCCUCGCUCUCCACGCGCCGACGGCGCCAUGGAGACUCCGUCUCAACAACAUGAAGGGUCACGUGGGGAUGGUACGAUACCUUCCAGGCCAAAUCGAAAAGGCUUAGUGGGACGGGGAGAUGUGUUCGUGGUUGACGAGGACACGGAUUUGUUGGAUCCCAUCUUUCAAAGCGGAGGAGUGGUGAACCCCCAGUGGAAGCCUUCUAGAAAUGGACUGAAGGGAGCCCAAAAGGGAAAACCAGACGUGUCGUCCAAAAAAGUGGAGGAGAACAUUACAACAGAGAAAAAGACAGAGCCUUGGACUUCAGCAGUUUUUCCUCUAAAGCCUUCAGACAAUAUAAUUGACUUGGAUGUUGGAGGUUCGCAGAGGAAGCCCUCAUUGGGACUUCCUCUGACUCCCAAGGUUCCUUCGUAUGCGGGAGCUUCGACCGAAUCAAAUGAACUAAUAGAGGAGUCGGCAGAAGAGAGCAGCACUGCUUCACCUGCAGCUAGCCAGAACCCUGCCACCGUCCAGACCACCAAAGACCUGCUGCAUAGAGGCAAGCAUGAAGGUAAAGGCGCAGCUCCAAACAGAGAAAGCCCUCAGAUAGAAACGACUGUGUCCAGAGAUGGAGACCUCGUCCUGGGCUCUGAUGGUCAAACCUACAGGCUCCAGAGGGGACCUCCUGGCAGGAUGGGACCCCCAGGACCAGAUGGAUGCCCUGGCGAUCCUGGUCCUCCUGGGCUUAAAGGUGAUAAGGGUGGAAAGGGUCUUAGAGGAAGACCGGGUAAAACGGGCGAGCCAGGACCCCCAGGACCUCCAGGUCUGCCGACAUUUUAUCUGUGGAGGAACACGGCUGAGGAAUGGGCUGCUUUUAAGCAAACCAAUUUCUACCAGUUGCUGUCAGCUGGGUGGCCUACUAAAGAAGGACCUGCAGGACCACCUGGAGAGAUGGGGAAACCUGGCGCUCAGGGGCCACCUGGUGAAGCUGGGGAGGAAGGACCACCAGGGAUGCCAGGGGAAAUGGGGGAUCCGGGCCCCAGGGGGCCUCCAGGACGACCCGGGACACCUGGGAGAGACGGAGAAGAUGGAGCAGAUGGUCAGCCCGGGACACCUGGACCUCCUGGAUCACAUGGGCCGUGGGGGUACAGAGGAGAACGAGGACCCAAAGGAGAGAAAGGCGAUGAGGGUCUUGUUGGUGACCGAGGCCCAAGGGGGGAAACUGGUGAACCCGGAGAGAAGGGUUCAGCCGGCUCACCCGGUCCUCCUGGUCCAGUUGGGCCACCAGGACACCCGGGGAUCCGAGGUGGGGAGGGACCAGAAGGCCCCGCUGGGCCUGAUGGGGAGAGCGGACUGGAUGGCCCCCCGGGCCCCCCAGGGCCACCAGGUGCGCCAGGGUUGACUGGACGAGUUGGUGCUCAAGGAGUUAAUGGCUCAAGGGGAGAAAUGGGACUGGCUGGUGGCGUUGGCCUCCAAGGUCCUCAGGGGCCUCCAGGUCUUGAGGGACAGAUUGGACCUCCAGGGCAUAGAGGACCACAAGGUCAUCCAGGACUGAUGGGCGCUGCCGGGCCUAAAGGAGAUCCUGGGCCUGUGGGGCCAAUGGGCCCCCGGGGGGAUCCUGGCUUUGAGGGUCCCAUGGGUUUGCCGGGGAAACAAGGUCAUGUUGGUUUUCCAGGAGUCAUGGGUAACAGAGGACCUGAUGGAGACAAGGGAAAUACAGGAUCUAAAGGCGACAAAGGAGUUCAAGGGGCCACAGGCAUUAGGGGACCUCAGGGAGAGAGGGGACCCAUUGGUUUACCAGGCUUCCCAGGGGUCAGUGGCCCACCUGGCCCUAAAGGGGCUGAGGGGAUGGACGGCGAGACCGGCCUGCAGGGGAAGAAGGGCAGCCCGGGGAUAAAGGGGAACAGAGGACAAGAUGGACGACCUGGCAAACCUGGACCGAGAGGGAACAAGGGUUUAACUGGACUGAGAGGACUCCCUGGCCAGCCAGGCACAUCAGGUUUUUCUGGGCUACCGGGACCACAGGGAGCAGAAGGAAAGCCUGGUACACAGGGUUCCCAGGGUGCAGACGGCAGUGCUGGCUUUAGGGGUCCAAGGGGUUUUCCAGGCAUUGCAGGGGAUAGAGGACCAGAUGGGCCACCAGGUUCACCGGGACCGCCAGGGAAGACUGGACCCCCGGGCUCUCCAGGUCCACCAGGAGUAAAAGGUUUUACAGGGAAACCAGGCAUGGAAGGACCUCAGGGCCCAGUAGGCAUGUAUGGCACAGCGGGGAAUGUUGGCAUGCGAGGGCCUCCAGGUUCAAUAGGAGAAAGGGGUGAGCCAGGUGUAAGAGGCUUACCUGGCCCUCAUGGAAAGCCAGGUCCUAAAGGUCUGCCAGGUUCUUCUGGAGACAAGGGACCUCGGGGAUCUCAGGGCCGACCUGGAGAUAAAGGACCUGAGGGGAUCCAGGGACCACCUGGCCCUCCGGGGCUUCCAGGUCCCAAUGGUGGGACUGGCAAACCUGGACCCAGAGGAAGCACUGGGCCCCCAGGGCCUCAAGGGCCGCAGGGGCCAUCCGGAAUCCCAGGUCCACAGGGUGCUGAUGGGUCUAUGGGAGCAGCAGGGGAAAAAGGACACAAGGGUUUCUCCGGACUGCAAGGUGAUCCAGGCCCCCAAGGACUAAGCGGACCACAGGGUUUGCCUGGUCAAAGAGGAACCGAAGGUCCACCUGGAAGGAAAGGAGAUCAGGGGGAUCUGGGCGCUUGUGGGACUCCUGCAGCUCAAGGCCCCAAAGGGGAGAGAGGACCUGAAGGAGCAAAAGGCCCCCAGGGGCCCCCAGGACCAGAGGGUAAAGAGGGGGAAGUCGGACAUCCUGGUGAACCGGGGGAUCCUGGACCUGAAGGACCGAAGGGUGAGAUUGGACCUCGUGGCUUAACAGGUCAGGAGGGCCCCUGGGGAGCCACUGGAGAAAAGGGUCUGCAGGGCCCAAAGGGAGAAAAGGGCAACAAUGGUCUAAUGGGUGAACCUGGAUUGGGGGGAGAUCUGGGUCCUGGGGGUCUGCCGGGGCUCCAGGGAAUCGCGGGUCCUCCGGGACCUCCAGGACCAGAUGGACCGCUGGGAGAGAAGGGGGAGCCUGGGCCAGCAGGAAUAACUGGAGCACCAGGAUCACAAGGUCCUCAGGGACCAGUCGGACCCAGAGGGGUCAGAGGAGACGCAGGCGGUUUUGGACAAACUGGUCAAAUGGGACAAGCAGGACCAAAGGGUGAUGAAGGGAUCAAAGGAGAAGCUGGAACAUUAGGGCUGAAAGGUGAACCAGGAGUACCAGGCCCACCAGGAGAACAGGGUGAAGAUGGUCCUCCAGGCGUCCAUGGUCCCUCAGGUCUACCAGGGUUGGAGGGGCCUUCAGGAGAGAUGGGGACCCAGGGUCCUCCUGGUCCUGCCGGUGCUCCUGGGACAUACGGAAGACCCGGAGCUGAAGGAAAGCAGGGCAGGAAAGGGGAGAAGGGAGAUGAUGGUGAAGUUGGACCUCCAGGGAAAACGGGUCCCAUCGGACGGAGGGGGAAACGGGGAAAGGCUGGAGUCAGAGGGACCAGGGGAGAUCGAGGACCAAAGGGCGAAAAGGGAGAUGAGGGGACAACCGGCCUACCUGGAUGGCCAGGAAUCAUUGGGCUUCCCGGACUGCGUGGCGAGCCAGGGGAUCAGGGCGAAAAGGGAGAAGAGGGUGAGAAAGGAGACAUGGGACUUCCUGGACCAGCCGGACCUGAGGGCAAAAAGGGUUUUCGGGGUCCAGUCGGGUUGCCUGGUCCAUCGGGCCAAAAAGGAGAACAGGGAAACAUUGGUCCACCGGGGCCAAGAGGUGCUCUGGGGAUGCCAGGAUUACCUGGUUUGUUUGGAUUAAAGGGUUUGAAAGGCUACCAAGGUCCUCCUGGACUGCCUGGAAGGAGAGGGCUCCCAGGUCCACCUGGUGUUCCCGGCCCCCCAGGAAAGUCGCUGAACAUGACUUUGGCUCAACUCAAGGGCCUCGUGUACAUGUCCGACAAGCCUAACUUCUCGCUGAUCCAGACGCUGCUGGACUCUCUGCAGCUGGAGCUUCGGCUGCUGUUGGAUCCUCCUGAUGGAAGCAAGGAGCAUCCGGCCUCCACCUGUCUGGAGCUCUGGCUUUGUCACCCUGAAUACAGAAGUGGAAUGUAUUACAUCGACCCCAACCAGGGGAGCUCAGCCGACGCGCUGCUGGCCUACUGCAUCUUCACCUCCUCAUCAAAACAGACCUGCCUUCACCCUGAGCACUCUCAGCUGCCGAUGAAGGCUUGGAUGGAGGAAUCUGCAGAAGAUGGAUCGUUUCAGUGGCUUAGCAGGCUGGAUCAGGGUCAUCAGUUUUCUUACCCAGGUGCCAGUGUGGUUCAGAUGCGUUUCCUAAGGUUGCACAGCGUCACUGCUGUGCAGAAGGUGACCUACUCCUGUCAUCCAGGACAUCGUCUGGGGCAGGAAGAAAGAGACGUGAAGUUCCUCACAGAUACAAGGAAGCAGAGCUACCUCGGAGGACUGAACGACUGUGUGCCUGGAGAGGAGAGCAUUUCUGGUUCCCGAGAGUCCGUGUUUGAGUUCGAGGACCUCCAGCUGCUUCCUCUGAGAGACGUGGCGGUGAUGGGAGGCGGAAACUUCACGCACCACUUUAGCUUCACGGUCGGACCUGUGUGUUUCAGCUAGAGGCGGCGGAGGCCCGUGCUCGUCCAGACCACCUUUAAAUCCAACAGGAGCGUCUCUGCUUAAAAUCGUGGACACAGAGAGGACUUUUGGAAGAUCUUUUCUGAACAUUUCACUUAUUUCGCUCUGGUUUUGGGGGAUUGGAUCUGUCAGUUUUAGGGAUAAAUCUGGCAGGUGUUGUUUUUAACGGAAAAGUCAUGUUUGUUUACAGAGACACUUAUCUGGUAUGGAAUAAGUUAAAUAUGUAUGUUUUUAUUGUUGAUAUGCAACCUUUUUUUACAGUUUGAAUUGUAC